AUCAUCCCCAUCCGCUGCUUUUCCUGCGGCAAAGUCAUCGGCGACAAGUGGGACCAAUACAUGAUGCUGCUCUUGGCGGAUGUCAAAGAAGGCGAGGCCCUGACGCAGCUUGGCCUGCGACGAUAUUGCUGCCGAAGGAUGGUCCUUACUCAUGUCGACCUGAUUGAAAAGCUUCUGCAUUACAAU
Molecule: messenger RNA, 186 nt
Organism: Tilletiaria anomala UBC 951
Lineage: Eukaryota; Fungi; Basidiomycota; Exobasidiomycetes; Georgefischeriales; Tilletiariaceae
Exons: 1
Biological process (GO): transcription by RNA polymerase I; transcription by RNA polymerase II; tRNA transcription by RNA polymerase III
Cellular component (GO): RNA polymerase III complex; RNA polymerase I complex; RNA polymerase II, core complex
Molecular function (GO): DNA binding; DNA-directed RNA polymerase activity; zinc ion binding
Source: RefSeq, a predicted model, not a curated record